Molecule: messenger RNA, 2768 nt
Organism: Triticum aestivum (bread wheat)
Lineage: Eukaryota; Viridiplantae; Streptophyta; Magnoliopsida; Poales; Poaceae
Exons: 4
Coding region: 144-2639 (831 amino acids)
Source: RefSeq, a predicted model, not a curated record
CUGGGGGUCAAAAACAUCCCUCACGGUCCACUGCUGCGUCGAUCAACCCCACUCCCACAUCACCUUCCCCAAAUCGAAUCUCACCCCAAAUUACGAUUGCGAGCAAAACCCUAGCUAGCGUGCCGGCUGAAUCCACUGAAAAGAUGGCGGCGCCGGCCGCCAGCGACGCGGCGAGCUGCUGCAGUCUAUACAGAUGCAUCUGCUGCUGGCGUCGUGCCUGCUCACCCCGUAUCCCGCGUGUCGCCCCCGGCAGAGACUACUUCUGCAUGCCGGCUGGCGCCGAUGACCAACCUGCGUGGUCGCUGGUCGUCGGCUGCCGCUCCCUCUCCCUCUCCUUCUCCGACAGCGCCCUACGCUUGCACCGCUUCCGCGUAACGCGAUGCGGUCGAGUCCUCGGCGGGAGCAACGACGCCCUCGAGGUCUUGCAGGACGUCCGAGCUGAGGAUAAAAAGGCGCCGGCGGAGAAGUGGUGCCUCUGGACUGCUAGCGCCACGCAGUGCCCCGACGGCCACUCACUUUGCAUCUUCUGCGAGGAUUUCGAUCCAGUGAAUAUCCGAUACUCCGCGCCCCCACAAGUCCUGCGGCUGGAUGUCAACGCUGAAGACAAGCUGCGGAAAUUGUCCCCCAUGCCUCGUCCUCCUCUAGAGCCUCACUGGCGGUUCCUCCCCAUCUCAGCUGCUGGCCAGAUCUGGGCUGCAUACGUUGUUGAACACCAGGCUUAUGAAACAUUCAGCGUCGGGAUGCAGCUCCUGGACGAGGAUGGCCAGUGGGAGUUGGCCGGCGGCACCUUGACUAUUUCUUCCAAGGUGGUAGUGCCAGAGUGGUGGGGUGGUCGCUUUCUCCAGGGAUACGUUGUGCUAUCUGACAGGGCAAUCUUGCUGUCGUUCCGGCAAGCUGAAUUCUUCAUCUUCAGUUGCCAUAGCCUUGCCUGGACCCAGGUCAUCACCCAGCAUAUAAACACCUACAUCCCUAUCCGGGGCCAUGGUGUAUACAUCAAAGAAGAUAACACCGUUUACAUGCUUUAUAACAACGACAUAUAUGCGUACGAGCUCCGCAAACCAGGUCAGAAGGAGUUUCGGCGGCUCAGCUAUCAAGAUGGGCAGCUGCUUGAGCUGCAGCCGCCUGUCAAGGUUGAUUCUGUCUGUCCUUUCUCUGGUUAUGGCUUCCUCACGCAGCUUGACCGCCGGCUCUUGUGCUCUGUCUGGAUUGGUCGUGGUGGGGAUAACUGCUCAUGCAACUGCCCACACGUCCUCAUCAGCACCUUCCUAGUGAAUCCCAAAGGCAUCGAGAUCUUGCAUUCAACCUGCCGCCGGUUAGACAUGCUGCCAAACAAUUUUGAUUUGGCACACAGCUAUGAAUAUUGCUUUCUACAGGCGUGUGAGGAGGACUACAACCAAGGGAAACAGGCAAUGCUGCCUGUGGAAGAUCCAAUCAGGUCCCACAUUGUGGAAUCUUCCGAGACAAUGCUCGCUUGUUGCAGGAAAUUUUUAUUUGGAACGCAGUUUCCGGGAUGUGUUGUGCUUGAGGAACCUGCUAUCCGAAUCAACAAAGAUCUCUACAUCGUUUGCCAAGUUGGUUCUCAUUCAGUUGUCUAUAAGACUGAAAUUGUGAAUGGAAGGUUAAAACAAGGUUGUCAUGACAACCCUCUGGGACAGGCUUUCACUACUGAAACAUUUCCACGUACUGGUGGCACUACUGAGACAGUUAUACCUGCUGGUGAUGAUUGUCAUGUGUUGGACCGACUGUCAGAACAGCAUUCCCAUUGGCACGUUCUUUGUAGCAGCUCAUUCAUACAUGCUAUCUCAUGCACACAAGAUGACAUCCAUGUGUUUAAUCUGAGUUAUAAAGCUCAUGGGCACAGUACAAUUACAAGGCCAGCUACUGAUCCUUUCGUUAUGGUUGUUCAAGUUGGUCAUGAGACUAUUGCUCUUACUGCUAAUCUCCAAGUUUUCUGCCAUACUGCUUCCAAGUGGGCGCAAUACAAGAUAGAUGGGUCUCUUGUUCAUAACUGGAAGGUUAACCUGUCCGGAUAUGCUGUCCUGAGUGAUAAUUCAUUCAUAGUUUCUGAUACUGAAACGAGGUCAUGCCUUUUGUUGGACGUGCGUACCAAAAGAUGGUGUGUUGUCAUGCCUGCAUAUCGAUUUUGUCGAGAUCGUUUGUUCAACACCGCGGUUGAAGCGCCACUUAAUGGAAGAUCUGUCUUUGUUGAGGGCUUUAUUUACACAUGUUCAACUGGGGGACUUGCUGCGUAUGACCUUUUUGAGAAAGGUGAUUCUAUGUACCUUGAUGAUCCGAUCUUUUUGCCAUUCACAUGGCCCAAGUCUUGGGAGAGUGAUAUGAUGUGCUUGGACUAUGUUGCCAAAGACAGAAUCUCUGGUGCGAUUAUAUUUUGUGUGGUGCAAGGUGACUAUCCUGAGUAUUACCCUGUGCUAGGCGAAAAUUUGGACUGUUCCAGCGGGUGGCUUCCCUCCUGUUCUCGUCGUCAUCGUGUACACAUCACCACUGUCCAGGUCAAGACUGAAACAACCAAUGGGAAAAUGAAACCGGUGAGAAUUGACCAUGUGGAUGUUGGCACAUGUUUCAUUGACGAGAAUAAGGGAUUAGUCUCCACUAGAUGCUGUUUUGCUGUUGGCACGUGAUUUUUCAUCCGCUGUUUUACCACCUUUUCUAUUUCGCUGUUCUGUAAUAUAUUUAUUAUCACUCAGGACAUCUCGUGUAAUGUUGACCAUCGAUGUUUCCUGGAAGACAGAUUGAAAUUCUCGUGUUAA